AAGAAAAAUCAAGCACUGUUUUUUUCCAUUUUUCUCACGAGUCACCAGACCAGACUCACCACCGCCAUUUCCUUGAAUUGCAAGCUAUGGCGACUGAGAACAUAGUCAUGUUCCCGUUCAUGGCACAAGGCCACAUACGUCCUUUCUUAGCAUUAGCUCACCAAAUAGCAGCAAGAUAUGGUCACGCCGUAACUUUGAUCAACACCCCUCUCAACAUCAACAAACUGAGAUCAUUCCUGCCUCCAAACUCCUCCAUCCGCCUCCUCGAAAUCCCUUUUUGCAGCUCCGAUCACGGUCUCCCUCCCAAUUCCGAGAACACAGACGCCCUUCCUUACCCUCUCAUGCUCCGCCUCCUCCAAACUACUCACUCAUUCAAACCAUCUUUCCGAGGUCUCAUCUCCGAUAUCGUCCAUGAACAGGGCAGGCCUCCACUCUGUAUCAUUGCAGACAUGUUCUUCCCUUGGACUGCAGAGGUGGCGAAUGAGUUCGGAGUUUUCCAUGCAAUCUUUAACGCCGGUGGAGGGUAUGGCAUGGCGGUUUUUCACUCUCUCUGGUCAAACUUUCCGAGGAUGAGAUUAAGCAGUACAGCUCCCGAUUAUCCAAUUCCGGGGUUUCCUAAAUCAUCUCGAGUUCAAGUGAAUCAGAUUCCGUACGAUCUUAGAACUGCAGAAUGCUUUGAUUCGUGGACUCUGUUUAUAAAAAAAGUUUUACGUGAAUGGUUGGAUUCUGAUGGUCUUUUGUUGAACACCGUGGAGGAGUUUGAUCCCAUUGGUUUGACGUAUUUUAGACAGCAAUUGAAUCGCCCUGUGUGGCCGGUUGGGCCUAUUCUUCCGAUUGAAAGCGGAGCUCGUGCUGCCGGGCAAGGAACUGGAAUCGAAUGGAGCCUCUGCAAGAAAUGGCUUGAUUCCAAGCCUCCAAAUUCAGUCCUCUACAUUGCAUUCGGCUCUCAGGCGACAAUCUCUGCGUCCCAAAUGAUGCAAUUAGCAAUGGCGCUGGAGGCCAGCGGGAAAGAUUUCAUCUGGGUUAUUAAGCCACCAUCCGAGGAUGACGAAGUUUCCAAAUCCAACGUCGGUAAAUGGCUGCCGACUGGGUUUGAGCUACGAGUUCAGAGCUUGAACCAGGGGCUUUUGGUACCCAAUUGGGCUCCACAGGUCCAAAUUUUGUCCCACAAAUCUGCAUCGGCGUUUCUGAGCCAUUGUGGGUGGAACUCGGUACUUGAAGCUUUGAGCAGGCGUUCCGUUAAUGGCAUGGCCGAUGAUGGCAGAGCAACAUUUCAAUGCAAAGAUGUUGGCAGAAGAGUUUGGGGUUUGCAUUUGGGUGGCGGAAGGGAGUGUUUGUGAAGUUCGACAUGAAGACAUAUUGGAGAAGAUUAAAAUGGUGAUGAAUGGAACAGAAGAAGGAAAGGAAAUGGGACGGAGAGCUCGGGGGGUUAGGGAUUUGAUCAAGAACGCCAUGAAAGAAGAGAAAGGUUUCAGAGGAUCCUCUGUGAAAGCCAUGGACGAGUUCCUGCAUGCUGCAUUGGUGAAGAGAAAGUGGGAAAAUAAAAAUGGAGUUUGCUU
Messenger RNA from Rubroshorea leprosula, 1559 nucleotides. NCBI's taxonomy places the organism in Eukaryota, Viridiplantae, Streptophyta, Magnoliopsida, Malvales, Dipterocarpaceae. The record is from the annotation of a GenBank genome assembly.